Messenger RNA from Schistocerca gregaria, 8127 nucleotides. RefSeq names its product adenylyl cyclase-associated protein 1 (gene capt). Gene Ontology annotation, molecular function: adenylate cyclase binding; actin binding. Bases 575 to 2911 code for a protein of 778 amino acids. Gene Ontology annotation, cellular component: cytoplasm. The record is from RefSeq and is a predicted model, not a curated record. Gene Ontology annotation, biological process: cytoskeleton organization; cell morphogenesis; regulation of adenylate cyclase activity. NCBI's taxonomy places the organism in Eukaryota, Metazoa, Arthropoda, Insecta, Orthoptera, Acrididae. The transcript is spliced from 9 exons.
GCGCGCGGUGCGGGUCCCGUGCGCCAGAUGGCUCUGCGCUCGGUCGGAUCCCGGCAGUCGCGCUGCUCCUCCCCGAACGUGCCGUGCCCUGCCGUGUUGCGUCCGUAAUGGCGCGCUACUGACACACAGGGGCGCGCCUCCCGUUGCGUGGCUAUUGGGCGACUACCGUCACGCCUGCUUGCUUAGACUGUGGCGUUUCCGCGAAGCGCCGAGACGCUGCGACCGCAAUCGCCCCCGUUGCCGCCGCCGCCCUGUUCCCGGCCGUGCCUGGGCUGCACCGGGCGGCGCGAAGUGGGUCACGAGGCAGCCAGCACUCCCAUUGAUAACGGCUGCGGCUGUUGUCGGCGACGCUGCUGACCCGCACGGCCGGUGUCGUGUCGCGCACCGUCUCUAGUGAACACUCCGCACAAUGCGCGUCGCGACACAGCUAAUGUACGUAUCGUCGGGUAGGUGACUUCCGCCUCCGUUUUUCGGCCGGCUCCGUCGCGCAUCAGGACUAGUGAGCGCCUCCGAGCCGCUAGCGUCCAAGUUUGUUUCUGUGCACGAGGUAGGUCCAUCAAAGUAGAGGUGCGCCAUGUUCAAAAACUGCUGUGGUUGCAAGAGCAAUCCGGCGAAGAAGCAGAAAUGUGCGGAAAAUGAGAUGGACGUGUACAAACCGGACGAGACGAAGGAGAGUAUACAGAACAACAAGGUGUCCGACGUGAAGGAGCCGCGGCCUAUAGAAAUAAAGGCGGAAGAUGUCGACGGGGUAACGGAAUUGCCGGCGAAAUCGGCUGUCAUAGCGGAUGGCAAGUCGCCUAAAUCGGACAAGGUGAAACAGGAAGGCGUCAAGAUACAGACCGACGGCAUCUCUGCGCCGCAGAGGAAGAAGUCGCUGUUGGUCGAGAUCAAAGCAGCCCCAGAGCAGCAGGCGCCGGAAGAGGGUCCCAGGAAUGUAAAGCGGCCGAGCGACGCGAAGCGCGCCAGCGACGCCAGGAGUCCGGAGCCGCCUGGCGGCGCGGGCGAGGCCGAGACGAACCCGGGAGCAGGCGGGGAGGCGAAGACCGAGGAAGAAGAGCAGCACGCCAAGCAGGCCAAGGACGCACCUGGCGAGGCGAAGGACGGCCAGGAGGGGGAGCGGCACAAGGCCGAGGAGCCCUCCGAGGUGGGCGGCGGCGGCGGAGGCGACGCCGCCGCCCCCGGCGGUGGCGGCGACGACGACGACGAGGAAGAGGAGCCCCUGGACGAGACGGAGGCGGCGGCGCUGCGCGCCAUGGUGCCGACGCCGCACCCGGCCAAGCGGUCAGGUUCCGUGCCCGGGCUGGGCGCCAUCCCGCAGUGGCUGUCGCAGGAGGACGACGAGGUGUUCGAGGGCGGCGGUGAGCCGCCCGCCACGCCGGUGGGCCGCGACGAGUUGGCUCUGCGCAGGCACCGCUUCUUCUCCGACCUGCUGGGCGCCGCCAAGGCCAGCGUCGAGCACCGUGUACGCUUCGACCCGCUGGGCCCCACCGUCGCCGGGCCCGCGCAGCAAGCCGGUGAAGCAGACGGUCGCCCCUCCUCUGCCGAAUUCGAAGUACUGAUAAAUCGUUUGGAGAAAGUAACGACACGCCUAGAGAAAACAGUUGAAGUUGCUGAAUCUGCCCUCAACCUCCGUGCCAACAUGAGUGUUGCAGGAUAUAAUGACAUAAUACAAGGGGCUUUGGCUUCCUAUUUGAAGCUUUCGGGGCAAAUAGGUGGUGAUGUUGCCUCGCACGCUAACCUUGUCAGUCAGGCAUUUCAAGCCCAGUUGCAAUAUUUGACAAAUGCUGCUCAGUCAAAAGAACCUAGUCAGAUGCAAAAUAUAGAGCUUCUGAAACCAACAUCUACUCACAUUCAGGCUAUUCAGGAGUACCGUGAGAAACACAGAGAUUCUCCUCACUUCUUCCACCUGAGUGCAGUUAGCGAGAGUAUUGCUGCUUUAGGAUGGGUUACUGUCAGCCCAGCACCUUCGCCAUACAUUAAGGAGAUGAAUGAUGCAUCACAAUUUUAUUCAAACAGGGUACUGAAGGAAUGGAGAGAAAAAGACAAGACUCACGUUGAAUGGGUUAAGGCUUGGGGCCAAGUAUUGACAGAGCUGCAGCAAUUUGUGAAACAGCAUCAUACGACAGGCUUGGUUUGGGGUGGUGGUAAGGCGAGUUCUGCAGCACCUCCUCCCCCACCUCCUGGCCUGCCUCCUCCACCCCCUGCACUGCCUACAGGGGACAUUGCCCCAUCCCUUGAUAGCUCUGCACAGGACCGAUCUGCUCUCUUUGCUGAAAUCAACAAAGGCGAAAGUAUAACAGCCUCCCUGAAACGAGUCACACCUGACAUGCAGACACACAAGAAUACAGCUCUACGAGCAGGUCCAGCACCUUUCAAAGCACCUUCACAGUCAUUGACGACGAGGCCAGUUACUGCUCCAGUUAGUGUUUCAGACAAACCACCAACUUUCACUAAAGAAGGGAAGAAAUGGAUGGUGGAAUACCAAAAAGGCAAUCAUUCUCUUGUUGUAGAGAAUGCAGAGAUGAAUAAUGUUGUGUACAUGUUUAAAUGCCAAGAUUCUACUCUUACUGUCAAAGGCAAGAUAAAUUCAGUUGUGUUGGACUCUUGUAAGAAAGCAUCAAUUGUUUUCGACAACUUGGUGUCAUCAAUUGAAUUCGUAAAUUGCCAGUCAGUUCAAAUGCAGGUGUUAGGUAAAGUACCGACAAUAACCAUUGACAAGACUGAUGGCUGCCAAAUGUACCUUAGUCCUGAAUCACUGGAUGUUGAAAUUGUCAGUUCCAAAUCAUCAGAGAUGAAUGUAAUGGUGCCUAAGGGAAAUGGUGACUAUGCGGAAUUCCCUGUACCAGAACAAUUUAAAACUACUGUAAGCCAAAAGGGGUUGCAGACCAUUGCUGUUGAAAAUAAAGGAUAAACCAUUUCAUUAUAUUUAGAAAUAUUGUGCAAUCAUCAUAAAUCAAUAUGCAAUCAUUUUUUUAUCUUCAUAUUAAAAAUAAGUGACAAGAAUGAUAGAUGCAAGGAGUACAGUAUAUGAACUGUUAAAAUUUGGUGUACAGGAUAAUUGCUUGAUGUGAUAAAUCUACUUUUUAGACGUUUCUGUGGCUUGAAAUUUGUAUCCUUUUUGAAAGCCGUAGUGAACAAUAACAAGCAACUGAGUUUAUGUAUAUAUAUUUUUAAGAGUAAUGAAAGUCUUACUCUAGGGUUUCUUAUUACAUUGUCAUGAACAUUAAUGCAGAACAAGGAAUUGAAAUUUGUCUUAUGUUAAAGAUUGGAAAUGAAGUUUCAUUCAUAUUUUCUAUUAUAAAAUUUUACUAUAAUUUGCUAUUGUCGAAUGCAGAUAGAAAUAAUUUUCUCAGUAGACUGAAAGUAACGCUGUUAUGACUCCUCUGCAGACAAAAGUGUGAUAGUUUUCCCUGUUUGACUUCAAUAGUACUUCAAUGCAGAUUGUUGAUUAUUAUUUUUUUGUGCUACUUGUCAGUUGAUAGUGUGUGUCACUCUGAGAGUUAAGAUUGUACUUUUGAACUGUCAGAAUUAUUGUGCAAGUAUCAUGAUGCUGGGUGUGUACAGAUUUUUUAAUUUUUACAGCUGAUAAAUUAUUUUCUUCUUAUUAAAGUGGUCACAUUUUUGACACAUCAUUUUUGAAAAGAUUUUUAAUGUGUGAAUUAUGUCAAAUCAAUAAAGCUGUACUAUGUAUUAUGUAAAUGGUGCUAUUUUUUAAACAAAAAUAUUGUCUUUUCUACUAUUAUGGGUGCUAAAUUUGUAAUUAGCAUUUAUACAGUUUCAUAUAUUUUCAUAUUGCCUGUUCCAUCCUUUUAUCUGAGCAGCAGUCAUUUUUGUUGUCAUACUUAUUAUCUCGUUGUCAGAAAGAAAAUGGGUUUGAAUUAAUCGUAUAGUUCAUAAUUUUGUUUAUUCACUGGACAUCCAUUUCUUCUCUUGCUAUUUUACACCUGGAAAAUGACUGUUUUUACCUUCUAUUUUAGUUGCGUGGAAAAUUUCUGUGUAUUACAGCAUGACUAUAUGUGUUAAGCUUUUCUUAAAUAUUUUGGCCAUAAUUAUUGAAAGUGUUGAAGUUAAUAAAUAUCACUUGAAAUUUAUUGUAUCAUUUACAGCAGCCAAUAUUGUGGUUUAUGGACAUGUGCAUUUGCAAUGUUGAUAUUGUUUUCUAUGACUAUUGUAAUUUGAAAUCCAAGGCAGACUUCAUUCUAAAUUGAUGAACGUGUAAAAAAGAAAAGAAAUAAGAUUUGCAUAGUAUUGUAAAUUGUUGAGGUUGCACUAGGUUUUUUAAUACUUGCAGAUGUUUGUCUCUGUCCUGUGACCAGAGGAGUAUACAACAAAAGAGCUUUCUAAAUGAAGCAUGUUAUGAUCAUGUGAAAAUAGCAGAAGAUUGACAGUGUUCCAGGAAACUAAAAUAUUGAAUAAUAAUUGAAAGAGUGAUUGUGGAUAAACAACUUUUUGAAGGUGCUGCUGCUGCAGAAGAGAGACUAAAUGCUUGUGUGUAUGCUUGUGUGUGUGUGUGUGUGUGUGUGUGUGUGUGUGUGUGUGUGUGUGUGUGUGUGUGUGUGUGUGUGUGAGAGAGAGAGAGAGAGAGAGAGAGAGAGAGAGAGAGAGAGAGAGAGAGAGAAUAGCGGGAAGGUUAAGAGAGAACUGCAUAUUAUUUGAGGGUGUAAGUUUUUACAGAUGACCUGAACAUUUGAUGGAGUUACAAAUAUGAUAGUGAAAAGUCCUGAGUGGAAUACAAAUUCCAUUAGAUGGAGUUGUUAUUUACAGACAGUUGCAGUUUCUUGUUAGUUAGUUUCACGUUCUGUUGAUCAUUUGCACAGUAAUUCUUAGUUAUGUGAAAAAAGUCUCUUUAAAUACGCAUCACAACUUAAUUUUUAAAUGUUGCUACAUGCUGAACUUCUUUUUAAAAUCUAAUGUGCUUUAUGUCGACAGUGUUGUGGAAAGUUUUUUUCAGUUAGCAGAGUAAAAUCUCUUGCAUAUUUUGUAGGAUACACCAUCACCAAAUAUGGUAUGCUUAAUAUUGUGGGUUAUCCUGCACAUCAUUACAUUAUCACAUAUCACAUUUGAUGUUCCUUCCACCACAAGUAACUAUGGUAAUGCCAGCAUCUCUUGCUCAAAGCAAGAGACAAUCAGGGAUAGUAUGGUACUUACAAAAUACCAUUACUAGCAAAACAGACUGUUCAAAAUGUAAAUUCUUAUACAUUUUAUUAGAUUUCAAUGAUUGUUAGAUUUGGACCAACUUUAAUCAAUUGUAAUUAUAGUCUCUGGUCACCCUGCAAAUAGUUACAUGACACUGUAAGUCUAAUCUACCCCUCUCCCCCAUGUGAAAAAAGGGAUGUGUGUGUGUGUGUGUGUGUGUGUGUGUGUGUGUGUGUGUGUGUGUGUGUGUGUGUGUGUGAGAGAGAGAGAGAGAGAGAGAGCGCACUUCCUUGGCCCAGUUUCCUGUUAUCUGGAUACUCUGUGCUUUUCAUAUACCACAUCUUGCAGUCAAAAUGUCAUUGGGUAAUCCCAAUCUUUUAUCCAACUCUUAAUGACAGUGUCUUAUUCUAUUUUUGGGCAGAAGUAUUACCUCCAUACCAUGCAGGUAAUACAUCAACAUCUGCAAAUUUUGUGAAACUAUGCACUCAUUACCUUCAGUAUCAGAUCUGCAGUUAUUCACCAAACUUCCAAAUAAAGCAGUUGCUUGGAUUCAACAAAAAAUAUUUAUCCUGCUGCAACAUCUUUUGCAAAGUGUACUUGGAAUACAAUUUUUGUUCUUCAAAUUUUUGCCAUCAUUUAGUACCUAGAUGGAGGAAAUGGAGUUAAAAUCUAGCAUUCAUCAAUAUUAAUGCUGACAUACAUAAUACUUUAUCUCAGCUUGGGCUCUUCUUCCUUCAGCAGUGUAAGCUGAUAAUACUUCAGAACCUUUGAGGAACAACCACUUUAAUUUAUUUAUUUUAUUUUAGUCAUUAUACUUCUACCAUGAACACAUUCUUAAAGAAUGGUGUAGAAAAAUCAGUGGAGCACUGAACAGAUGACUGACAAAGGUUCCGAUGUCCAUGACUAUAAAUUUGGGAUCCUGAAAUAUACAACAUGCUAGAGUUUCUUCUUCCCCCAAAAGAUAUUUCGAUAUAUGAAUAAUGUAGCUCACACAAACAACUGAAUUAUAAAACUAACUGCAAGUUCUCAUGCUACUGGCAUGAGAGACAUGUUCUUCUGUAGUUCCUGUCUCACAACUGUAAAAUUAGUGCUUCAUCAAAACUAGAUUUACAAUACGAAAUGAAUUCCUCUCUGUCCAGAUAAUUAUCGUGAAGACAGUCAACUUAUUCCUGAGCAAUUGCUUUGCCUUAAUAAUAAAAUCAAUUUUAAUCAGAAAUCUUAUUUCUGGGAACACUCAGCUACCACCAGCACACUAUUUCUGACAGGAUGGUUAAUUUUAUUUGUAUGGAUUUGAAGAAAAAAUUGAACUGUUUAAAGUGCUCAGAUUUAUGUAAUAACUCUGCUGACCCAGCAUCUGAUUUACAAAUAGCUGAACAAAACUGUGUAGCUACCUUUCACACACAAACCAUAGUGAAUCAAUCAGGUUUAGUCAUUUUCAUUUAAUUACUUCUUCUUCUUUUUUUUUUUUUUUUUUUUUUUUUUUUUUUUUUUUUUUUUUUUUUUUUUUUUUUUUUUUUUUUACUUCUGAAUGUGCAUCAUAGACGGGAGUGAGUCAGAUUAUACUGCCUGUAAUAAAUCACACUGGAAAUAUUUCCAGGUGUAAUGUUUUUACUUCCAAUGUUAAGUGGUUUUAUCCUUACAGGAGCACUAUACCUAUUUUUGGAAUACCAUUUAGACAUAACAUAAUACGGCCAUGGUAAUUGUUUGUAUAAUUUAUACAGUGAAACCACCAAGGUCUAUAUCGCAUGUAUACAUGUACAAAAGGAAGUGUUAAUGGAAAAAGUCAUAAAACCUUACCCCUGAGCUGUUUAAGCUAAAAGUGAGUUAAUGAAAUGUUCCACUGUUCCUGAAGAAAAUUCAGUUUUAAAGAAUGAUGCAAUAAAUAUUCCUGUGACAGAAAUAUAACUUGAAAUUUAAUGUUAUAAGCCUAAUAUUUAAUAGGUCUCAAACAUGAAACAACGAAAAAUGCAUUGUUUGACAUACUACAUACUAUUGGUUUUGUGUAAUGACUAAGUUAUAUUUGUGUCGCAUCCCCGCUACCCUGCCCAAAGUAGUUUACAUACAGGAGAUUCCAGAGUUUCUCACUUUUAGUGAAUGCAGAUAGAGAGAAUGUAAUGUGUUCUUGUUCUGUUCACAAUAUUGUCCUUGUAUGGGAGCUCUUCUUGGUUAUUAACUUAAAAUGAACAAUCACUGCCUUCCAUGAAUGUGGGUAUAGGCUAAUUGUAAUUAAAAAUCCCCCGUGCAUUUUCUUCGGUGGUUUUACUAUAUAAGCAAUUGUAUCAAUAUUUAGAAUGACAUAUUUACUAAAUAAAAAUAAAAGCAUUAAACACUACAAAUUCUUAAUCAUAAUAACAAAUAUUAAAUUUUAUAGUGUAUACCAAGAAAUAAACUUCUGAAACUUAACUAUCUGGAGUAGCAUUUUUGUUCACAUCUCUAAACUGUGUAGGCUACUACUUGUUAAACAGGAUCAUAUCGUAACAGAAAGGUUAUCUGUUUAAAAAGUUUUUUUAUAGCUACUUUUCCUGACAUAUUGAUACAUGUUGGCAUAAAUAAUAGAAUGUAAUUUUAUAUACAUUAAGCUUUUCUGAAAAUUGUGUAAAUGUUCAAAAACAUUCAGAAAAAAGCUAAAAUACUGUGUUCUACAUUGAUAAUGUAAAUAAAAUUGUCACUAUUAUUAAAUUUCUGCUACUUAUCAUAUUAAACUGAAAAAGAUGGUACUGUUUUAUUUUUAGCAAAAUUGGUACUUUAUGCCAAGUAUUUCUCGCAGUGGAAAGAUUGCUGAAUGUACUUUCAGGCAUGAUGUUUAUGUUGAAACAUGAUUUGCUCAUAAAAUUUACCUGUGCACCUCCGCUGUGAGUCAGUGUUACUGUAUAUUUUCCUCAGCUUCUGCAUUUAGUAGGUGUUUCUCAUAUUUUAUCAGUAGGGAUUAUUUUUAGAUUGUCUUCUUUGUAAAAUAAUCUACAAAAAUAAAUCUAAAUUAUUGAUGAUUAA